AUGCCAAUUCAAAAACAUUCAUCAAGUUCAUCAUCAUAUCGAUCAAGUAGUGAACGAGAUGAAAAACAUUCAUCUAGUCGACAUAAACACAGACAUGAUGGAAAAUCAUCAAAAAAACAUUCCAAAAAAAGCAGUAAAACUCGUCGCACAUCACGAUCAAGAUCUCCAAUUCGACAUCAUUCAUCGAACGCUGAUAAAGAAUGUAAAUCAUUGCAAACUUCUAUGAAUCAAACAAUAUCAGUGAUAGCAACUACAACUAAACAUCUUAAUAAAGAAGCUGAACAAAAACGUCUCGAAGAAGAAAUGCAAAAACGUAAAAAUCGUAUUGAACAAUGGCGUGCUGAACGUCGAAUAAUGUUUGGCAUUGAUAAAGUCCGACAAGAAUCAGUUGUAAAAGUUACAAAAGUAUGA
This is a messenger RNA of Rotaria sordida, 411 nucleotides long. NCBI's taxonomy places the organism in Eukaryota, Metazoa, Rotifera, Eurotatoria, Philodinida, Philodinidae. The record is from the annotation of a GenBank genome assembly.